Messenger RNA from Myripristis murdjan (pinecone soldierfish), 8382 nucleotides. RefSeq names its product sema domain, transmembrane domain (TM), and cytoplasmic domain, (semaphorin) 6Bb (gene sema6bb). Gene Ontology annotation, molecular function: semaphorin receptor binding; chemorepellent activity. NCBI's taxonomy places the organism in Eukaryota, Metazoa, Chordata, Actinopteri, Holocentriformes, Holocentridae. Gene Ontology annotation, biological process: positive regulation of cell migration; semaphorin-plexin signaling pathway; neural crest cell migration. The record is from RefSeq and is a predicted model, not a curated record. The transcript has 17 exons. Bases 945 to 3560 code for a protein of 871 amino acids. Gene Ontology annotation, cellular component: plasma membrane.
UUGGCACUAACAGGCUUUUGGAGUCUCUGUGGAUGACAGCAGGGAGCUGUACUGGAGAUGCUGUAGCCCCUACUACCGCUAGAAGACAAACACUGUGAUCCUCCCUCUUUGCCAAAGCUCCAGAGUGCAGCCUCAAGGAAUUAAAAAAACAACAAGUAUUUUUUCAUAAACCGAUGAAUGGGACUUUGCUCUGCGCUGAAUCCCGGGGCUGGCUCUACUUGGAAGUGGGCGCAUUCCAGACAGAAGGACAGCCUUUCCUUUCAGUGAGACCCGAGGUGGAAAAGACGCAGCAAUGACAUCCUACUGGCGAGAGCAGCAGUCGUGCGCAGCAGCAAAAUAGACGAACUAUUGUGGGGGACAGAAGAUUGAUAACACAACUGGGCAAGCGGAGAGAGCGGCAGAUGUAAUUUCCAAACGUUGCAGCUGGUUUUGUGCCAGUGGAGUGCUUGAUGGGUUGUUAUUGCAAUCAGCCCCCUUUUCAUCAUUCACAGCUUCCAGCGUUUCCAAAUUACUUGGGGAUCCCGGACGGCUGUCUGUGAGGGAGUAUUGCUGCAGAGACUAACGGGGAAUGCCAUGUGUCGUUGCGCGACAUAGAAGCUCUUUGUGGGCUGUUUUGCACCGGGGACAGGUGGUGCUGCGUGCGUGUGUGUGUGACUAGCAGGGGGGCGGCAUGGACACACAACCCCUGAGACAGUUGUCUUAGGGAUGUCAGGCCGGCGUACGGGAUCAGUUUUUGCCAGAGACAGGUGCGACAGGGAGGAGUAGUUUACAAACCCCUACACAGGAUCGGGUACGCACCAGGCUAUACGAGCCUCCUCUCUCUCCUCUGAUCUCUCUCGGAUUUUUUUGUAUCCAGUGGGACACGCUCAAAUUGACUUGUACACUCGUGGUCCCGGCUGUACCUUUUACCCCCUCAAAAAAUCCAGAGUCUGCGUUUUGUUGCUAUGGCGAUCGUGGCCCCUCCCUCCUCCUUCUUCCUACUGUGUUGGCUACUCCGAACGGCCAGCUCGGCGUUCCCUGAGGAACCAGGGCCUCUCAACUUUAUUCCCACCGAAGUGGUCAGGCGGUACCCGGUGUUUCUGGGACGACCCCAUCGAACAUGGCUGAGACAAGAGCCUCUACACAUCCAGAGGAUCCUGCAAGUCAAUCGGACACUCUACAUUGGAGCCAGGGAUGACCUGUUUCGUGUGGAGCUGGACAACGUGGCAGGAGAUGAGAUGUUUUACAGCAAGAAAAGAACAUGGGAGUCGAACAAGAACGACAUUCGGAUCUGCAGGAUGAAGGGAAAACACGAGGAUGAGUGCCGUAAUUUCAUGAAAGUGCUGCUCAGCAGACAAGGAGGUCUGUUUGUCUGUGGGACCAAUGCCUUCAACCCACUCUGUGCCAACUAUACUGGAGAUACUCUGGAAAUGGUAGGAGAGACGAUCAGUGGGAUGGCGAGGUGCCCUUAUGACCCCAAACACGCCAAUGUCGCUCUGUUUGCAGAGGGGAAUCUGUUUACAGCGACAGUGACAGACUUCCUGGCCAUUGAUGCAGUGAUCUACAGGAGCCUAGGGGACAGUCCCGCCCUGCGCACCGUCAAACACGACUCCAAGUGGUUCAGAGAGCCAUAUUUUGUUAGUGCUGUGGAGUGGGGACCUCACAUUUACUUCUUCUUCCGAGAAAUGGCCAUGGAGUUCAACUACCUGGAGAAGGUGGUGGUGUCCCGUGUGGCGCGGGUGUGUAAGCGGGACCUGGGCGGGUCUCAGCGCGUCCUGGAGAAGCAGUGGACGUCCUUCCUAAAAGCCCGUCUGAACUGCUCCGUCCCCGGUGACUCUCACUUCUACUUCAACCUCCUCCACUCCACGAGCCCCAUCAUCAGGAUGCACGGCAGGGACAUCAUCCUGGGAGUUUUCUCCACACCGGCAAACAGCAUCCCAGGUUCGGCAGUAUGUGCCUUUGACAUGGAGCAGCUGGCUGCAGUUUUUGAUGGGAGGUUCAAGGAGCAGAAAUCACCCGAGUCUAUUUGGACGCCUGUUCCAGAUGAAGUCAUCCCAAAGCCAAGGCCUGGUGGCUGUGCUGUUCAAGGUUCCCGGUUUAAUUCCUCCAACUCCUUCCCAGAUGAGAUGCUCAACUUUGUCAAGACUCAUCCUCUGAUGGAUGAAGCCGUCCCUUCGCUCGGACAGAGACCCUGGAUAGUUCGGACCAUGGUCAGGUACCAGUUGAAUAAGAUGGUCGUGGAUACAGAGGCUGGGCCCCAUAGAAACCGCACCGUCCUGUUCCUUGGCUCGAGCAGAGGGACCAUCCUGAAGUUCCUCAUCAUGCCCAACCAGGACAACACCGUCACCAACACCAACGUCUUCCUGGAGGAACUAGAGGGAUUCAACCCGGAUAAGUGUGCUGAAGACUCUCCUCAGGCCAGGCAGCUGCUGUCUCUCACUCUGGACCGGGCAAGCCACACUCUGCUCCUGGCGUUCCCCUCCUGUGUGGUCAGGGUCCCGGUGGCACGGUGCCAGCUGUACUCACGAUGCAUGAAGAACUGCAUAGCGUCCAGGGACCCUUACUGUGGCUGGACCAGAGGCAGCACCUGCUCUUUCCUCAGGCCAGGAACCAGACUGCCGUUCGAGCAAGAUGUUGAACAGGGGAACGUGGCCCACUUGGGUGACUGCGACGGUCUGCUGCUCCCGGAGAGUUUUAUGGAGGAGCCUGAUGGCCUGGUGUCAGUCAACCUGCUGGUGGUGUCUGCUGUAUCGGCCUUCGCCACAGGGGCCAUCCUCUCUGGCCUCACUGUCUGCUGGAUCAUGAGUCACCGACACCGCCGUUCUCGAGGCUCGGGGGCCAACAGCACCCGUCGCAAAGGUGACAAAGAGCAGAGCAUGCUGGGGCAGGGCCGCAGCGGGUCGGUAAUGAGCGUAACAAGAACCAGUGGUGGUGAGAGGCGCCGUUCACAGGCUGACAAUCCCUUUGUCACACCUAACGGCUGGCCCAAAGGAGAGAUGGACCCAGGCUUGCUGCCCACCCCGGAGCAGACCCCGCUACAACAGAAACGGGCCAUGCGUCUCCCAGACUCUGACUGGGACCAGAGCCAGACGUUCCUCACCUCCGUGGGGACUCCCUGCCCCAACAACUCUGUCAUCUACCUGAGCUCUAAGUUCCUGCAGGGUGGAGGAGGGGGUGGAGGAAUGGUCCGGUUAGAGGACCCAGGGGAGGUGGUGCUCCCCCCCCACACAGAACGUCAGCGCUACCUGGUCCUCGCCACCCAGAGAGGGGACCACGGGGGCAGCCGUCCCACCGGCACCCUGAGGAACUCAGCAGGAGAAUACAUCUACCCAGCCACGCCACAGGACUCCCCCGACCGACGGAGGGUGGUUUCUGCCCCCACUCCCCACAUGGACUAUGGGGAGCCUCGCUGGAGCCACGAGGGGCUCAACUACAACAGCAACAAUGGAGCACCCUAUCCCUCCCAGCGCCAGGGCCUCAUCAGGCCUGACAUGCAUGGGCCCCGAGGGCUGGGAGAACUGGCUGACUUCAGCCAUCUUCUAGGGAAGAACGUGGGAGAGCGCACCCCCAGUGGCCAGUGAGGUGUAGUGUGCCAUGAUACCAAGCUCUCUCUGAAAUCCCAUUCAACAGUAAACUGGAAUAAAUCAAUCCCUCAGACUCACUGUCCCUGUCCAACCUCACCCUGUCUGUCCUCUCUCACUGUCAUUCAAUGUCCUGACAUCAUUCAGCUGACUGAGGAGGCUGAUUCCUGAAGCCAGCCUUUAAGAGAGAGAGAGAGAGAAAGAGAGAAAGAGAAAAAAGAGAGAGUUGAAAAAAGGAGAAAACUCUCCUCGUGGCUCCUUUCCUCUGCUCUUUAUCGAAGGCACGCUCCUCUGCCCUGGAAGUGGUGUGAUACCCCGAGCCUUUACACCACUGGACAAACUGUAAGGAGCAGAGACGGGUACAAAGAAAGGGACAUAUGUUAUUGAGAAAAGGACAGUGUGAGAAUAAACUUAUUGACAAUUUAGCUUGGAGCACCAAAUGUGAAAGGUCUCCCUCCACUAUUUUGUUCUCAACAUAAACCUUGUUUGGGUGUGAAGUUUUGUUUCUGCUUUUGCUUUUUUGUGCCAUCGGCAUCCAGCAGACAACAAUGUGUUUUACCUUAGACUUCGGAUGAGAUAAUAUUAGACUAACACUGUUCUAGCUGUGCCAGAGGGCAAUGACUCUCACUGAAUCAUGCAGAGUGUAUGUCUGUGUGUGUAUGUUUAUGUGAGUGUGUGUGUGUGUGUGUGUGUGUGUGUGUGUGUGUGUGUGUGGCCACAGCAACCCCAACCAGUGUCCUGUCUUACUGUGAACAAUAAGUACGCAAUGAAGUUUCUGUCAGGAGGAAGUCCAUUUUGAUGUCAACGUUUUUUUUUUUAGUUCCCUUUGUAUAAACAAUCAUGGAGAGACAAGUGCAUUUUUAUAAUGUGUCUCUUUGAACUGUGUGUUAACCAAUCAGAGGUUUAAAUGGGUGACCAGUGGCUAGUGAAGGGGUGAGACAGUACCCACCCUUGUCUGUGUGAUUCCCAAUACCUCAGAAGCAGCACUGGACUCAGCCAUGACAAAGUGAAAGAGAGCAAUAAUAAGUGAGAGUCAGAGAUGAAGAUAAACGACUAAAUGAGGGUGAUACUUUUUACCUUAAUUUGCACCCCAGUUAUAUUUUAUAAUAUCAUUGUUUCCUCAACUAAACAUACAGGAACUCAGAGAAGAGAGCAGGGCAUUGGGGAAAAGGAGCAAUAUCUCCCCUCCGUUCCUCCCGCCCUCACUCCCUCUCAGUAUGCCUGGUUCUGUUUGACCUGACCUGGGGCCUCCCCGGGCUCAGCAGUCCAUUUGUAGGAGGGAAUGUGAGCUGUGGUUGUCUGGCUGUCUGACUGGGCAGUGAGGCCCGGCCACUGGGGAGCUCCAUUCAGCCUCUUCUGCCCGACACUGAGCCUCUUUGUGCCCCGGAGCAGGAGGAGACUUCAGCAACAAAUAGCCGUUAAGAGUCAGGGACCCAGCCCAGCACCCACAGCAUCCCAGCAACACAGAAUAUCAAUGAGGAGACAGCAACUCCAUCCUCCAUGCGAGAUACACAAACCCAGCCUGACCAUCUCGUAUGCCCGGCCCAUUUCUCUCACACCGGUGAUUUACUGGUCUGCCAAGACGAGGAGGAGCCGAGGGCCUGGAGCUGGGACCGAGGCCAGGGUUAGGGGCACUGUUAACCUUCACAAUGGUCAUCCCUAGUGGCCAUAUCCCUGUCUGUCUCUCAGUGGCUUUCACAACAAAAGCAGCACUGGCUAAACAAAACAGAUGGGCAUGGGUGGACUUGGGUGUGGAAUUACUCUUUCACUCCCUGUCUGUUCUUUUGAUGUUGUUUUUCUUGUUUUGUUUUCAUUUUUUGUCUGCUUUUAUCCCUUCUUGAUUCAAAUGUAGAUCCAGAGAUUUUGUUCAUCUGGGUCAGAGGGGUAGUGGUGGUUUGUGUGUGCUUGUGUGUGAGUGUGUGUCUGCAUGUGUGAGUUGCUCUCUGUCUUUGUGAAUAUGUUGCUCAUAUUGAGUGCAGAAAAGAGAGUUCAUCCAUUAUACUCUCUCCCUCGCCCUUCUUCUACUUAUUUCAUCUCUGUUCCUUUCUGUGUUGAGUCAGUAAUGGUGUAGCAACCCUGCACUAAACAUUCACACAUUAGUUUUACCUGUGAUUUAAUCCUGGGUAGAAAUACACUGUAUAGCUGGCAUAAUUAACAUUACAUGUGUAUUGGUAGCAAAGAGGCGCAGGAACUACGCUCGGCUCAGCUGAACAGACUUAGUCAAGGAGGGAUCAGCUGGUUGAUAUUAUCAACACACACAAAUAUGUUGUACCAUGUACAAAUCCACAGCUAGCGAAAGAGAUUGAUGAAAGCAAGAAGAGACAAAGAGGUUGGGUGGGUGAUUAUGAUGCUACCUGCAUUACUGAAUCACCAGUGUAUUUUUUUUUUUUUACACAUUUGUACACAUUCCACCAGCCACGCAGCCUUGAAAGGGGUCAUUAGUAUUGAGAACAAAGCCUUCAACCAGCCCCAUGCCCCCCAUCUCUGUCUCUCUCUAUCUCUCCCUCUCCAUCUCUGCCAUGGCCUAAGUGCUGUGUGUGUGAAUGAGGCCUCUCUCUCUCAGCCAUUGUACCCAGCGAGCCGUGUCCUUACCCUGCAUUUCCUCCAGUGUUUCACUAAACAUGCUUGAUUAGGCAAAGUACAUUCCCAGCCCUCUAAUGGCCUGAUGAGCCCCUGAGAAGAUUACUACAGACACAUCAGCCCAGAGAGGGCGGCGCACACUUACCAACUCUCACCCCUCUGCUAACCACCAGAAACUGCGCAUACACCCACACACACACACUCACGCAUGCACACACAAAUAGGUCCUUUAACCAAUUUCUGAAUGCAAUUGAAUUAGGAUCAGCAGUAGAGCUCAGGGCCAAGACCUAAGAUUAAGCUCAAACUGACUGUUUCUAAGAAAGGUACAUGAUAUUAUGUUACUAACUGCAUAAUACGAUUACCUCAGUCGGUGUUUACGGGACAGCUAAAGAAUUCAGGGGUUCCCUUGUGGAAGACAGUCUCUCCCCUCUUCUUUCAAAUCCCCUCUCAAGUUUCUCUCUAUCUAUCUCUGUCUCUCUUUCUCUUUGUGCACACACACACACACACACACACGCACACACACACACACACACACGCACAAAUCUCUAUCUAUAAUAGGCCCAUGCUGGGCUUUUGUCCUGUUUACCUGUCACUGUUAAAGGUUAGUUGGUUGAUUUAACAAGUCAGUGAUAGAAACACAAAUCACAGCUAUUCACCACAAGGCAGUCAAAUUCCCCUUCUAUGUCACAUCAGGUAAUUCAUGUUAGACAUUUUUUGAAACAUCUCCAAAGCCUCUCUUUCAAUACAUUGCUUUCUUUUGCAUGCAUGGAAUUGUGCUGAGAAACAAUUUCGUUAGGAGUUUUUGCUAUUUAUAGCCCCCAUAUUGCUCCAAGUCCUGUGUAUAUGCAAACACAUACAUUCUCUCUCUUACUCUGUCUCUUGCCCUCUCCCCACCCUACACACACACACACACACACACACACACUAUCUCCACCCACCCCUCUUGACCCAGUCUGUCUGUAUUUAUAUAUAUCAAGUUGUGUCUGUGUGCUUGCUGAAGAGACCAUGCCCUUGUGUGUUGGGGUUGUUUGUGCCGUGUGGCCCAGUGAUGUGAUGCCCCCCAGCCAGUAACUGCCAUCUUGCUACAGUGAUCUACAGUAUGUAUGCCCUAGAAAGAGUCCAAAAUAAGCGGCUAACUUGUAUGUAUCCACCACCACGCACUGGGGAGGAGUACCACGAAACUGCAGACCCACUCCCUUCCAAGCAAACAUAUGAACAGAUAAGCACAAAAACAAGGUGAAACAAAAUGAACGUUUGCUUUUUUGUAAAGUUGUAGAGAAGCAUUCUGUUAGUCAGCACUGAUCAUUUCUGUCAUGUUUGUUUUUUCUAUCGUUUGUUUCUGUGGUAGAUAUUUGGUUUGGAAUUAUGUGGAAUAUUAUUGUAUAUGAUUUCAAUUUCAAUUCUCUGGUGUGCCGGAUUUGAUGACAAUGAUGAAGAUGAACAUGAUGACUAUCAUCGUUAUUAUUGUAUUGACAAUGACAAUGAAACAGUACUGUGAGCAGCAUUGAAGUGUCACCUAUUUUGAUGCCUGUGCUGAAUCCGAAUGAAAAUGGAGGAGGAGGAGGAAGAGGAAGAGUAAAUGAACUCAAACAGACUGAGGUUAACAAAGAGACGCUACUUUUCUCCCAUAGAGUGGAGUCUCCUGCUACUGUGAAGGACCCUGCCGUCCUGUGGCUCUCACCAGAGGCUGGCCCUGUCCCUGGGACCCCAGGGCCACUGUCAUCAAAUGACAACACAUGUCUCUACUACGUGUACAUAACCUCAAUGCUUACAUGUAAUUUAAGUGCAGUAGCUGCAUGACGACACAGCCUCUGUGUGUGUACAGAAGUAGCGACGUGUGAAUUUGUACAGUACAUGCAAGUGUGUGUGCUUGUGUCCGCGAAAUAAAAAUCUGUCCAUCAUCACGCAAAAGCAACACAUGCAUGCACCCUCCAACAACUGCACAGCACACACCUAAGACUAAACACGCACAGACACACACACACACACACACACACACACACACACACACACACACACACUUUUCUCUCCAUGACUCUCAAAGGCAUGGAUUCACUUAGACAUAGCCGAUACAUUCUUUCAAACACAAGGACAGAUGCAUACACACACAUACAGACACACACACACACUUCAGCAGUUGUACACCGUUCUCCACACAUUGUCCUGAGCUCUGCCUGUCACUCCGCAUGGAGACUUUGCUCUAUGUCAACUUUCUUAUUCUAAUAAACCACUCAGACAUUGA